AGCAGCAGAAGAAGUUCCCAGGUGGGGAGCCGAGGAGAGAAGCAGCAGGAAGAGGGGGUUCAGAGACCCACGAUCUGCCUGUCUCCUUUCCGCAAGCCAUGUUUAUCACAGUGAUGUUUGGAGCUGAUUGUCGCAUGCUAGUGAACUCCUGGUGCAGCCUGGUGACCUUCAUUGUGCAUCUGAAACAGAAGGCUCAGGUGCCCCCAGAAGCAACCAUUGCUCUCCUGGCUGAAGACGGGCAUCUGAUGAGGCUGGAAGAGGGGAUGGUCCAGGCCCCUUCCAUGGCCUGUUCCCUCCUGCAGCAGCAAGGGACCUAUGUCCUGGUACAGAUCAUUAGAGGACAAGAUGGGGCUCCCACCCACUAUGAGUCUCUAUUGGACAACCUAGAUGACCAAUACCCAGAGUUAGCAGAGGAGCUUUGCUGGCUCUCCGGCUUGCCAGGCACAAGCCACAGUCAGAGAAGACGCACAGGCAUUCGGCAUGGCCACCGGGAACAAGGUCCCCCUUCAAGGUCUCGGAGGGUGGCCUCCCUCCCAUCAAGAAACCGCUAG
This is a messenger RNA of Chionomys nivalis (European snow vole), 551 nucleotides long. It is a transcript of the gene C19H22orf15, whose product is annotated as chromosome 19 C22orf15 homolog. NCBI's taxonomy places the organism in Eukaryota, Metazoa, Chordata, Mammalia, Rodentia, Cricetidae. The transcript is spliced from 6 exons. The record is from RefSeq and is a predicted model, not a curated record. The coding region runs from base 99 to 551 and encodes 150 amino acids.